Strongyloides ratti is the source of this 1332-nucleotide messenger RNA. RefSeq names its product Polypeptide N-acetylgalactosaminyltransferase 1. The transcript is spliced from 3 exons. The record is from RefSeq and is a predicted model, not a curated record. NCBI's taxonomy places the organism in Eukaryota, Metazoa, Nematoda, Chromadorea, Rhabditida, Strongyloididae. Gene Ontology annotation, cellular component: Golgi apparatus. The coding region runs from base 1 to 1332 and encodes 443 amino acids.
AUGUUAGAUCAGAAGAGUGCAUGGAGUCCUUUGUUAAGGACUGUUCAUUCAGUUUAUAAUAGAUCUCCAUCAAAAUUGUUACAUGAAAUUAUUUUGUAUGAUGAUUUCAGUAAAAGAGAUGAGUUAAAAGAAAAACUUGAAAAAUAUAUUAGAAGAUUUAAUGGUAUUGUUAAAUUAUUUAGAGCAACUGAAAGAAUGGGAUUAAUUAGAGCAAAAAUUGCUGGAGCCAAACAUGCAACAGGAGAGGUUGUUGUAUUUCUUGAUUCUCAUUGUGAAGCUAAUACUGGAUGGUUAGAACCAAUUGUUGAGAGGAUAUCUCAAAAUAGAAAAGCUAUUGUAUGUCCAACUAUUGAUUAUAUUUCAGCUGAGAAUAUGGCUUAUAGUGGUAGUAGUGGAUUAGCUAGUGUUGGUGGUUUUAGAUGGUCACUUCAUUUUACCUGGGAUCCUAUUUCUGAUAGAGUUAAAAAAACAUUAAAAUCAGGUACUGAUCCUAUUCCUAGUCCAACAAUGGCUGGUGGUUUGUUAGCAGCAAACAGAGAAUAUUUUUUUGAAAUUGGUAGUUAUGAUCCUGGUAUGGAUAUAUGGGGUGGUGAAAAUUUAGAAAUAUCUUUUAGAACAUGGAUGUGUGGUGGUUCAAUUGAAUUUCUUGGUUGUUCACAUGUAGGGCAUAUUUUUAGAAGUGGACAUCCUUAUGAUAUGACAGGAAGAAAUAAUAAUAAAGAUGUUCAUGGAACAAAUUCUAAAAGACUUGCUGAAGUAUGGAUGGAUGAAUAUAAGGAAUAUUAUUACAGUCAUCGGACAGAUUUAAGAUAUAAAGAUGUUGGAGAUUUAUCUGAAAGACAUGAAUUAAGAAAAAGAUUAAAGUGUAAAUCUUUCAAAUGGUAUUUACAAAAUGUCAUACCAGAACAAUAUGUACCACAUGAACAUUCAUUAUUUUAUGGAAGUAUUUCUAAUAAAAAAACUGGAUUUUGCCUUGAUACUUUACAAAGACCUGAAGAGGCAUAUAAAAAAGUAGGAGUUUAUCCCUGUCAAAAUAAUGCUAAUACAGAACUUUUUGGUUUAACUUUUGAUAAUAUACUUAGAAGAGAAGAAUGUUGUAUUAAUAGUUCCACAGAAAAUGGUAUCACUUAUCUUAUAAUGUCUCGAUGUAGAAAAUCAACUAAAAAUGAAAAAUUUGAAUUGAUUGGAAAUAAAAUUAGAUCUAAAAAAAAUGGACUUUGUAUUGACUUUGAAGGCACCACAAUAGGUAGUGAUAUUAAAUUAAUGGAAUGUGAAGAUGAUAAAGAUACACAAACUUUAAUUUUAAAUAAAUAUAAUUUUCCUUACAUGUAA